UUUCUCCACUUUUUAUAUUUUGUAUUGUUUGUAUAGUUUGUAUUAUUUGUAUGUUUGUUUGUACGUUUUGUCGUUAUAGUUUGUACUUUGUAUGGUUUGUAUUGUUUAUAAUUUUUCAUAAUACCCAAUCUACCCCUGUCAGUAAUUAAAAAAGUCCUCAUUUAUUAAAUGUUGUAUUGAUGUGCCAGAUCUAAGUUGUUUGUGCCUAGUAGAUACUAGGCGGUUUGUGGAGCUGGGGCGAGGAGCCUGAUCUUGGAUGUCGGGGAGCACUCCUGAUACUCUGCAAAACAGCGGUCCGGGGCGGUUCGCCCGGGACACUCUCCGAAGCUUAAGUUAGAGAGAGAAGUGGGAAGAUCAGAAUUUAUGUAGAGAGAUGAAUAGUAGUUGGCCUUACCAUUAAUGCACUCACCCUCUAUUUAUACCUGGUUAAAGGGUGGUUGGGGCAUUAAAUGCUGUGUCGGGCGCCCCAGACCUGGUCGGGCGCCCGUUCAGGCUUUUUGGGGAAUGUCAGGCGUCUUGGGCAGGCUUUCAGCCUUUCUGCAGGCCGCCUGUGGCUGGCAAUAAAUGCUCAGUCUUGCCUGACACCAGAUACGCAUCUUCAACGGCUCUCUGCCCCUCUGCGCUACUCAGUUGCUUUAUGUCAGGCGCCCUUAUCUUAUUCCUCGGGUUCGCAGUCGAUCAUGGACCGCCCGCUGACUCGGUCUUUCGAUCGGGCCUGGCCUCCUCAUUGGGCCUUUAACUCCGACUCGCUUCUCUUGGGCCCGAGGCCCAAACACGCUCAACUAUGCGGCCCAACAAUUGCCCCUUAGGCGGGAAAAGUCUAGGGUUUUGGCGGCUACCUAUAAUGCUCUCAGCUAGUUGAGCGGUUUGCUUCUCCUCCUUGUCCUAUUCUGCCCCUGGUCGCCAGAGACCUAGGGUUGCUUCUGCCUAAGCAGCGGUCCGACCGCCUUACGGGUUUUCCUGGUGGAAACACUUUAUACACGUGGCUGUGUGACUCGCUACGACACAACACCACACUGCGACCAAGUGUAAUCGCAGAAUGAGACUGCAGUAUAGUGGCUCAAGUGAUAAAUAUCGAAUCCACGGGUCUCUAGAGUUACUAUUACUCAGCUUCAGUUUAUUAUUUAGCAAAUCAGAUCAAGACGAAAGAACUAAAACUACUCUAGCAAACUACAGUUAAAGUUAAUCUAAUUACAGGUUGGGAACUCACUUAGGUAUGAUUCCCCCUAGCCACUAGCCAGACAAACAAUUGAUGAUUUCCAACUUGUUUCACUUUCAUUCACAAUGCGGAGAAUCCUUGACUAGACCUUGAGUCUCGACUAAAGGAACAAGGCCCUCUUGAGUCAAUUGCCUAGAGGGACGUAUCCUUCUCUAGAACAACUGAUCAAGGCGUUCUGAACUAGACUCCCUCUAUCGAAAGAGGUUCUCAAUCGAUACAAAGCAGUGAAUCAACCCUCGACUAAAGCAAUCGAUCCACUACUAUCAAUCUAUGGUGCUCUAUUGACCUAAUCAGGUAUUCCCUCUCAUAGAAUCAAAGCAGAAUCAAUAAUCUCGACUAAAGCAGAAUUGAAUCAUGAAAACAUGCAUAGAUUGAAUAUGAACUCAAGAUUAUCAAGCGAGAGUACUCAUACAAUCAUCCAAUCAAACAAACAUAGCUAGGGUUCCUCAAAACCUAAGUGAAGGGAAGUUACUCCAUAGAGAAGAGAGAGACUGCAGAAAUCUGAUCUAGAUCUUCAAUCUCCAUCUCCAAGCUUGAUUCCCGAGCUCCAAUGGCGAAGAAAUCCUCCAAAAUAGCUCCAAGAAUGUUCCCAAGUCGCUCUCUCUCUAGGGUUCGUCCCUUGGGUGUUUGGGAUCCAAAAACCCAGCUCUCCCGCUUCUUUGGUUCGGAAUUUGGCUUAAAACCAGGAAAUCCCGACUCGCACGGCCAGGGUGCACGGCCGUGCAUAUCACCAUUCUGGCCGUGCAACUCAAAACGCCGCGUGUCAUUUAGUCGAACUUCAGCCCUCUCGCACGGCCAGGGUGCACGGCCGUGCGAGCUUCAGGGGUUUCCCGUGCGUGUCCUCGGCAUAAGGCGCACGGCCAUAUUGCUCACGUGCACGGCCGUGCAGCCUCCCUGGUCUGCCCGUGCAGCUCCCCAAAAACCUCGCCAUUCGUCCGUUCUUCGUCCAAUCGACCCCAGACUCGCUCCUAAGCCUUCAUUCACGUAACUAGGACCUGAAACAUCACAAACAAGCACAACCUAGCGUGAAAUCGGCCUAAAACACGAGAAUCAACACCUCAAACGGUGUAAGAAUGGGGGUAAAAACAUGUGUAAAUGACGGUCUAUCAAACUCCCCCACACUUAACCGUUUGCUUGUCCCCAAGCAAACCUAACUCAAACCAAUGCAACUCUCCAGACCUCUAUAGCAACAAACAACCCAGAUCGUAGGUAGAUGACUUCCUAGAUCAUUUAGCAACUUACGAGGUCAACCGACGCACAAGUCAUCUCAUAACUUCUUCGGCGAGUCGGCAUCACGGCAAAUAGUGAACAGAGGACAAAUGAAUUGUGGAUGAAGAGAUUCUCAAAAACAAAAGAUCAUGGACUCA
Molecule: messenger RNA, 2586 nt
Organism: Linum trigynum
Lineage: Eukaryota; Viridiplantae; Streptophyta; Magnoliopsida; Malpighiales; Linaceae
Source: the annotation of a GenBank genome assembly